Messenger RNA from Salvia hispanica, 1255 nucleotides. RefSeq names its product putative protein phosphatase 2C 34. NCBI's taxonomy places the organism in Eukaryota, Viridiplantae, Streptophyta, Magnoliopsida, Lamiales, Lamiaceae. The record is from RefSeq and is a predicted model, not a curated record. Gene Ontology annotation, molecular function: protein serine/threonine phosphatase activity. Gene Ontology annotation, biological process: protein dephosphorylation.
UCUCUCUGCAUUUGCAAAAUGGACUUGUCUUUCCAAUAUUAAAACGACGUCCAAAACUCACAACAAAAAAUAUCCAUGAUUUUUAUGCUCAAAUCUUCUGCUCAAGUGACGUCAUCUUCCCGACCACUCCCUAUUAAAUAGGAGGAUGGGGCAUGUAUCAACAAUUUUGAAUGGUUUAAUGAGAAGAAGGAGACGAGCAAAGCAGGAUUGUGAUAGAAAUGGAAGAGACGCCGCAGAUAGGAUGGCCAGAGAUGCCCGGAAAAAUGAGGUGGUGUUGAGGAGCUCAGGCACUCUCAAUUCCGCUUCUGUUUUCUCAAAGAGAGGCGACAAGCCCACCAACCAAGACCGCUGCAUUGUUUGGGAGGAUUUUGGAUGCCAACGUGACAUGAUCUUCUGUGGGAUAUUCGACGGCCACGGUCCCUGGGGCCAUUUUGUGGCGAAUCAAGUGAGAGAGGCGAUGCCCUCCUCUCUCCUCUCCACUUGGCAACACACGCUAAUUGCUCAAGCUUCCUCCGAUAAAAACAAGCUUCAUCACUUCAACAUAUGGAAACACUCGUAUCUCAAGACAUGCGCUGCUAUCGAUAAGGAGCUUCAGCACAAUGGCAGCAUCGAUGCAUUCUACAGCGGAACCACUGCCUUAACCAUUGUUAAACAGGGAGAUGACAUAUUCAUAGCCAACGUCGGGGACUGCCGCGCUGUGUUGGGAACUUACUCUGAGAGUGAGAGUAGUGGCAGCAAAUUGGUGGCAGAGCAGCUCACGAUUGACAUGAAGCCUAACCUACCUCAGGAGGCUGCUCGGAUUAGUGAGUGCAACGGGCGGGUGUACAGCAUGGAUGACGAAUGCGGUGUGCCUAGGCUGUGGCUGCCACACGAGGAGUCCCCGGGGCUGGCCAUAUCCAGGGCCUUCGGGGACUACUGCGCUAAGGACUUUGGCCUCAUUUCUGUGCCUCACAUCACUCACAGGCGCAUAACUACUCAUGACCACUUUAUUGUGCUCGCAACAGAUGGGGUUUGGGAUGUUAUAUCGAAUGAAGAAGCAGUGGAAAUCGUAGUAGGAACAGAAAGGGAGAAAUCUGGGAAGCGUUUGGUGGAGUGCGCUGCUCGUGCGUGGAAGCGGAAGAGAAAGGGGAUCGCCAUGGAUGAUAUCUCUGCCAUUGUACUUUUCCUCCAUUCUAAUUUCUAAGCUCACUCCAACAUUUUCGUCUAACCUGUGUAUUAUGUACUAUCUAUCAAUCUAUAUCCUACUUUAGUGAUC